AUGGCGGUGAUGGCAGGAUCCCUGUACAUUGUGGCUGCAAUCGUUUGUGUAAAUGGUAUUGAAAACGCCACCACCGCCCCAAAUGAAAACAUCACCAGUCCUGGCUUUCCCCGCAUUGAAAACGCCACCACCGCCCCAAAUGAAAACAUCACCAGUCCUGGUGUCACCCUUGCUACCAGUGAAACCAUAACUAGUACUGGGAAAGGAAGUACCACUCCUGAUUUAACAUUAACCACACAUUCUACCUCUCCGUCAGAUUGUGGGCAAGCCCCUCUGAACAGCCGGAUUGUGGGUGGAGAGGGCGCCCCUUCUGGCAAUUGGCCCUGGCAGGUUAGCAUCCAUUACCAUGACUAUGACUAUGACUAUGACUAUGACCAUGUAGGACAACACAUCUGUGGAGGGACUCUCAUCAACAACCAGUGGGUGCUAACUGCUGCCCACUGCUUGAGAAGCACUUAUCCCCCCUGGUACACAAUCUACCUGGGCAGGCAGACCCAGAAUAUCACUGCCAACCCUAAUGAAGUCCAGCGUUCUGUCCAGUCAAUCAUCACUCAUCCUGACUACUAUUAUGAGCCAUUUGCUAAUGACAUUGCUCUAAUGAAGCUGCGUACACCAGUCACUUUCACCGAGUAUAUCAGACCCGUCUGCCUGUCAUCCAACAAUAGCACUUUCCACAAUGCCACCACCUGCUGGGCUACUGGCUGGGGCUCUGAGAACCUUGCAGAGCCCCGUCUAUCUCUUCAGACACUGCAGGAAGUGGAGCUUCAGGUAGUGGGGAACAAAGAGUGUGCCUGCAAGGUUAACGACCUUCAGCCCACUAUGAUCUGUGCUGGAGGGAAGGAGGGCAAAGCUGUUUGUCAUGGAGAUUAUGGAGGUCCCCUGCAGUGCAAACAAGGCUCCGUGUGGGUGCAGGCUGGUGUUACCAACUAUGGGGUCCCAUGUGGAACUGGUACAGCCCCAGAUGUCUAUGCCCGUGUUUCUGCAUUCCAGACUUGGAUCAUGGAGAAUGUGGGAGAUGGACCAGGUCUUGGCUUUGUGAAAUUCACCUCCAAUGGCAUGGACACAGACAAUGAUUUCACCUGCAUCAGUCAGAACAGUAAAGACAGCGAUGCUUCAGUAAAGUUUAUUGUCUCGUCUCUAGUUUGUGGCACAGCUCCUCUCAGUAGCAGGAUAGUUGGAGGACAGGAUGCCUCUGCAGGGAGCUGGCCAUGGCAGGUCAGCCUCCAGAGACGAUAUGGUCAAGUGUGUGGAGGUUCCCUCAUCAACAAGGAGUGGGUGCUGUCUGCUGCUCACUGCUUCAGCAGUGCUAGCACAAGCUGGUGGACCAUCCAUCUGGGUCGACAGUCUAUGUACGGUCGGAACCCAAAUGAAGCGUCUAGAACCGUGGCUGAGAUAAUUCUACAUCCUGGGUAUGAUGCUUCCACAAAUGAGAAUGACAUGGCUUUGCUCAGGCUGAGUAGCGCUGUCUCCUUCACCAACUACAUUAGACCCGUCUGUCUGGCAGCCAGCGGCAGCAUUUUUCCCCAGGGCACAGAAAGCUGGGUCACUGGCUGGGGAAACAUCAGAGAAGGAGAGUCUCUUCCAUACCAAGGGGUUCUUCAGGAAGUGGAGGUUCCUGUGGUUGACAACAGACUGUGUGAUGAGCUCUUAACAUUUACAAGAAUUACAGACAACAUGAUAUGCGCUGGGCUUCCUGAAGGAGGGAAAGACUCUUGCCAGGGUGACUCGGGUGGUCCAAUGGUGCACAAACAGGAUUCUGCAUGGGUCCAGUCUGGGGUGGUUAGUUUUGGGAUGGGCUGUGCUCGACCUAAGUUACCUGGAGUCUACGCCAGGGUAUCCCGUUAUGAAGACUGGAUCAAAUCCCACAUCAGAAGUGACCCACCAGGCAUCGUCCAGGUCAUCACCACUACUCCACUGCUUCCAGCUUCCACCACAGCCAAACCUUUACCCUUACCCAAAGCCCUACAGGAAGUGAAGGUUCCUGUGGUGGGAAAUGACAUUUGCAGUAGCCUCCUGGAACCUGUAGCACUAACUGACAACAUGAUGUGUUCUGGCCUACUGGACGGAGGGAAGGACACAUGUCUGAAAGACUCUGGAGGUCCAAUGAUGAACAAACAGGACUCUGUGUGGAUCCAGUCUGGGGUGGUUAGUUUUGGGCUUGGCUGUGGCCGAUCCGGGCUACCUGGAGUCUACACCAGGGUAUCCCGUUAUCAGGACUGGAUAAAAUCCCACAUCAGCAGUGACCCACCUGGCUUUGUGCGGUUUGUCCCCUCCCGCGUCGCACCUGCACCAACAACCCGCACUCCAGCCACAUCUCCAGCCGCUGCUGCCAACAGCUCUGACGUGCAGAUGGAUGUUUAUCUGUAA
This is a messenger RNA of Clupea harengus (Atlantic herring), 2367 nucleotides long. Its product is annotated as transmembrane protease serine 9-like. Gene Ontology annotation, biological process: proteolysis. The transcript is spliced from 15 exons. Gene Ontology annotation, molecular function: serine-type endopeptidase activity. The coding region runs from base 1 to 2367 and encodes 788 amino acids. Lineage: Eukaryota; Metazoa; Chordata; Actinopteri; Clupeiformes; Clupeidae. The record is from RefSeq and is a predicted model, not a curated record.